AUGGCAAGGGACAGAUAUAGGAACCAACCAUUUGAUGAUUUGAAAUUGAGACUUAUUGUAGACAGGACAAAGGAUGGAAGGAUAUACAAUGUUCCUAAUGUUUCAGAAGUUGCAGCCCUUAUUGUUGGAGAUGUUGAUACUGCUUCAGGUAGAGACAUCAUAAUGGAAAAGCAAUCCGGCAAAUUACAAAGAAUAAAUGAAUUGCACACAAGCUACCUAGGGUUUCAAUAUCCUUUACUAUUUCCAUAUGGGGAAGAUGGAUAUAGACAUGAUGUCAAUCAUCGUGAUAGACCAGGAAUCAACCAGAAAAGAAAUAGAUUGACAAUUAGGGAGUGGUUUUGUUUCAGGUUGCAAACAAGACACUCAGAAGCAUUAACUUUGGUUACAUCUAGACGACUUUUUCAACAAUUCAUUGUUGAUGGAUAUACAAUGAUGGAAUCCGAAAGAUUGUCGUUCAUUAAAUAUAAUCAAUCUAAGUUAAGGGUUGAUAAAUAUAAUAACAUCUGUCAAGCCUCAGGUAGUUCAAAAAGCCAAGGAUCACAACAAGGAAAGAGGGUUGUUCUUCCUUCAUCUUUUAUUGGUAGCAGAAGAUUUAUGGACCAACUGUAUUUUGAUGGAAUGACAAUUUGUAGUUAUAUGGGAUUUCCAGAUCUCUUCAUAACUUUCACAUGCAAUCCUAAAUGGCCAGAAAUUACUAGAGCAUUGAAAAAGUUAAAGUUAUCCUCAACCGAUCGUCCUGAUAUAGUUUCAAGGGUCUUCAAGAUUAAAUUCGAACAACUUCUCAUAGAUCUAACCAAAAAUCAUUUAUUGGGCCGAACUAUUGCAUUCAUGUAUAUUAUAGAAUUUCAAAAGCGCGGCCUACCUCAUGCACACUUGCUCAUCUUUUUGCAUCCGAGCAGUAAAUACCUAACUCCUGAUGAUAUUGACAAAAUCAUUUCUACUGAAAUCCCGUGUCCAAUUACAUGUUCUGAACUACAUCAAUGUGUUCUAGAUCACAUGAUACACGGUCCUUGUGGUACUAUAAACAAAUCCUUGCCUUGCAUGAAAAAUGGAAAAUGCUCGCGCCUAUAUCCAAAAAACUUUCAGAACACCACCAGUGUAUCAGAAGAUGGAUAUCCACAUUAUCGUAAAAGGAACGAUUCAUUAACUGUGACAAAGAAUGGUGUUUUCCUUGAUAACCGUUCUGUGGUUCCUUAUAACCUUGAACUACUUUUUAAGUACCAAGCACAUAUAAAUGUUGAAUGGUAUAAUCGCAGUACUUCGAUCAAGUACUUAUUUAAGUAUAUCAACAAAGGUUACGACAGAAUAACGACUGCCAUAGUUCCACAACAGAACGAAGCAAAUUUGAAUACACAACUAGUAGAUGAAAUCAAACAAUAUCUGGACUGUAGAUACGUAUCUCCAUGCGAGGCAUGUUGGAGAAUAUUUUCGUUCCCCAUUCAUGGACGAAAUCUAGCAGUAGAAAGGUUAUUUUUUCAUCUACCGGGAGAACAGACAGUGUACUUUAAGGAUGAUGACGAAAUGGAUGAUAUUGUGGGAAAAUCAACAGUUUCAGAAUCAAUGUUUACAGGUUGGAUGAAAUGUAAUAAGAAAUAUGCAGAAGCCAGAAAGCUAACAUAUGCUGAAUUCGUUUCCAAAUUUGUUUAUGUAAAGAAAGAUAGAUGUUGGAAACCAAGGAAAACAGGAAAUACUAUUGGAAGGCUAAUUUGGGUACCUCUAAGUACUGGUGAAGUGUUUUAUCUUAGAAGAAUGCUAACACAUGUAAAAGGUGCAACAUCGUACAUAGAUAUCAGAACAGUUAACAAUGUAACAUAUUCUACAUUUAGAGAAGCUUGCUUAGCUCUAGGAAUUUUAACAGAUGAUACAAAAUAUGUUGAAGCUAUAAGAGAAGCAAAAGAUUGGGGUUUCGGACAUUAUCUUAGAAAACUAUUCGUUACUAUAUUGUUGUCGAAUAGUGUUAAUCAUCCAGAAGAUCUAUGGAACAAAACAUGGGAGUGGCUUGCAGGUGGAAUUUUGUAUUGCGAGAGAAAUAUUUCCGGAAUUGAAGGUGAACAAAAGCAAAUUUUUGAAAAGAUUAGUAAGGUCGUUCUAAAUAAACAAGGAGGAGUAUUCUUUCUAUAUGGAUAUGGUGGAACUGGAAAAACUUUCAUGUGGAGAACACUGUCAGCAGCAUUUCGUUCUGAAGGAAAAAUUGUAUUGACAGUUGCUUCAAGUGGAAUAGCUUCUCUAUUACUACUAGGAGGACGAACAACACAUUCUAAAUUUAAGAUACCAGUACCAACAUUAGAUAAUUCAGUUUGUAAUAUCGAACAAGGAUUUGAAGCUUCAGAGUUGUUAAAGAAAGUUGAACUUAUUAUUUGGGACGAAGCUCCAAUGGCACACAAAUAUUGUUUUGAAGCAUUAGAUAGAACUUUGAAUGACAUAAUGAGUGGUAUGACGAAAGAGAAUGCUGUUUUUGGUGGAAAAGUGAUAGUAUUCGGAGGUGACUUUAGGCAAAUCCUUCUUGUUAUCCCUGGAGGUAGCAGGUCCGAUAUUGUAAAUUCCACAAUUAAUUCAUCUUAUCUUUGGGAUCACUGUGAAGUUCUAACAUUGACAAAAAAUAUGUGUCUGCUACAACGAGGUUUACAAAGUAGUACUGCAUCCGAGAUUCAGGAAUUCUCGGAUUGGAUUGUUAAAAUUGGUGAUGGAGAAGAAAAAGAAUAUCUUAGCUCUGAUUCAGUGGAUGAAUCCACUUCAAGUGAUGCUUAUAGCAAUAUCACCUCUGAGUUUCUAAAUUCACUUAGUAUGUCUGGACUUCCUAAUCAUAAGAUCAAACUAAAGAUUGGAGUACCUAUAAUGCUUUUGAGAAACUUGGACCAAGCUACAGGAUUAUGCAAUGGAAGCAGAUUGAUCGUGACCAGACUUGCAAACCAUGUCAUAGGUGCUAAAUUGAUAACAGGUAACAAGGAUGGACAAGAAAUUUAUAUUCCUCGAAUGUCAAUGUCUCCGUCCUAG
Vigna unguiculata (cowpea) is the source of this 2994-nucleotide messenger RNA. RefSeq lists its product as uncharacterized. The record is from RefSeq and is a predicted model, not a curated record. NCBI's taxonomy places the organism in Eukaryota, Viridiplantae, Streptophyta, Magnoliopsida, Fabales, Fabaceae.